GUGAUUCUCAUUUUGACAAAGCUCUAUGACUAUAACCUGGGGAGCAUCACAGAGAGCUCGCUUUGGAGGUCAACCGAUUAUGGGACAACCUAUGAGAAGCUGAAUGAUAAAGUCGGUUUGAAGACCAUUUUGAGCUAUCUCUAUGUGUGUCCUACCAACAAACGUAAGAUCAUGUUACUCACAGACCCUGAAAUUGAGAGUAGUUUAUUGAUCAGCUCAGAUGAAGGGGCCACCUAUCAAAAGUACCGACUGAACUUUUACAUCCAGAGCCUGCUUUUCCACCCCAAGCAAGAAGACUGGAUUCUGGCAUAUAGUCAAGACCAAAAGUUAUACAGCUCUGCUGAAUUUGGGAGAAGAUGGCAGCUUAUCCAGGAAGGAGUGGUACCAAACAGGUUUUACUGGUCUGUGAUGGGGUCAAACAAGGAACCAGACCUCGUGCAUCUCGAGGCCAGAACUGUGGAUGGUCAUUCACAGUACCUAACUUGCCGAAUGCAGAACUGUACAGAAGCCAACAGAAAUAAGCCUUUCUCAGGCUACAUUGACCCAGAUUCUUUGAUUGUCCAGGAUGAUUAUGUGUUUGUUCAGCUAACAUCAGGAGGAAGACCUCAUUACUAUGUGUCAUACCGAAGGAAUGCCUUUGCCCAAAUGAAGCUUCCAAAAUAUGCUUUGCCCAAGGACAUGCAUGUCAUCAGUACAGAUGAGAACCAAGUGUUCGCAGCAGUGCAAGAAUGGAACCAGAACGACACAUACAACCUCUACAUCUCGGACGCGCGUGGUGUUUACUUCACCCUGGCCUUGGAGAAUGUCCAGAGCAGCAGGGGCCCUGAGGGCAACAUCAUGAUUGACCUCUAUGAGGUAGCAGGGAUAAAGGGAAUGUUCUUGGCUAACAAGAAGAUUGAAAACCAAGUGAAGACUUUCAUCACAUACAACAAAGGCAGAGACUGGCGCUUGCUGCAGGCACCAGACACAGAUCUGAGGGGGGACCCCGUGCACUGUUUGCUGCCCUAUUGCUCAUUGCAUCUUCACCUGAAGGUCUCUGAGAACCCCUACACAUCAGGGAUCAUUGCCAGCAGAGACACAGCUCCAAGUAUCAUAGUUGCUUCAGGUAAUAUAGGUUCUGAAUUAUCAGACAGUGACAUCAGCAUGUUUGUCUCUUCAGAUGCAGGGAACACUUGGAGGCAGAUCUUUGAAGAAGAACACAGUGUUUUGUACCUGGAUCAAGGUGGAGUCCUGGUUGCUAUGAAACACACGUCACUCCCAAUUCGACAUCUUUGGUUGAGUUUUGAUGAAGGGAGAUCUUGGAGCAAAUACAGUUUCACAUCUAUUCCACUUUUUGUGGAUGGGGUUCUGGGUGAGCCUGGAGAAGAGACUCUAAUCAUGACAGUGUUUGGACACUUUAGCCACCGCUCUGAAUGGCAGCUGGUCAAAGUGGACUACAAGUCCAUUUUCGAUAGACGGUGUGCUGAGGAGGACUACAGGCCUUGGCAGUUACACAGUCAGGGUGAAGCAUGCAUCAUGGGAGCCAAAAGGAUAUAUAAGAAGCGAAAAUCUGAGCGGAAGUGUAUGCAAGGAAAAUAUGCAGGAGCUAUGGAGUCUGAGCCCUGUGUCUGUACUGAGGCUGACUUUGACUGUGACUAUGGCUAUGAGAGACACAGCAAUGGGCAGUGCCUGCCAGCUUUUUGGUUCAAUCCAUCCUCUUUGUCAAAGGACUGCAGCUUGGGACAGAGCUACCUCAAUAGUACUGGGUAUAGGAAGGUGGUCUCCAACAACUGCACUGAUGGGGUGAGAGAACGGUAUACUGCUAAAUCACAGAAGUGUCCAGGGAAGGCCCCUCGUGGACUCCGGAUUGUCACAGCUGAUGGAAAGCUGACAGCAGAACAAGGGCACAAUGUCACUCUCAUGGUGCAAUUAGAAGAGGUAAGAAUGACUCUAUCUUACAUCUGCUUUCUAGCCCAAGUGAUUUCUUCUAAUAAAUCAUGA
Molecule: messenger RNA, 1980 nt
Organism: Castor canadensis (American beaver)
Lineage: Eukaryota; Metazoa; Chordata; Mammalia; Rodentia; Castoridae
Source: RefSeq, a predicted model, not a curated record